AUGGUUCAAGACCCAGCCUCCAACGUCGACAAACCCGUAAUCGUCAUCGUCCCAGGUUCGUUCUCCCCGGCGCCAUUCUACGCAGAUGUCGUCGCCGCAUUGCGCUCGCAUGGAUACGAGGCCAUUGUCGAAACACUGCCAUCAUCCGCUCGGUCGCCUCUUCGGGGCGAGAAAGCAGCGACCAUGCAGGAUGACGCGGACCAUUUCCGUAACAUCGUAGAGAAGAUUGCCGAUCAGGGCAGGGACGUCGUCAUCAUGACACACUCGUAUGGCGGCUUUCCAGGGACGGAGUGCUCCAAGGGUCUUUCGAAGGAAGAGCGAAACACAGCGGGCAAAACUGGGGGCAUUUCGAGGUUCGUAUAUGUCACCUCGGUGGUGCCAACGCCGGGACACUCAUUGAAGGAUCUGAUGGGCGAGUUGGUCCCGUCGUUCAUCAACGUAGAGGGCGAGUUCAUGAGCCACGUCACCGAUGAAAGUGCCAGGUUGACCUUUUCCGAUAUGCCAUUCGAGGAGGCCAAGGUCUGGGCAGAUAGGAUGUCUUAUCACUCCGCAGCUAGCUUCGAUGGAAAGCUCACAUAUCCGGGGUACAACAAGAUCCCAGUGUCGUAUGUCUUUUGUGAGCAGGAUGUGAUCCUGCCGCCGGAGUUCCAGAGAUCCGUGAUUGAGGGUAUUGAACGGGAGAGCGGGAAGAAGGUAGAUGUUCUUCGCCUGAGCACGGCGCAUUGUCCGAAUAUUAGUGCUCCUCAGGAACUUGCUGCCACUGUCGUUAAGGCGAUAGCAACAGCAGGUUGA
Molecule: messenger RNA, 792 nt
Organism: Cladophialophora yegresii CBS 114405
Lineage: Eukaryota; Fungi; Ascomycota; Eurotiomycetes; Chaetothyriales; Herpotrichiellaceae
Exons: 2
Coding region: 1-792 (263 amino acids)
Source: RefSeq, a predicted model, not a curated record